This is a messenger RNA of Neltuma alba, 643 nucleotides long. RefSeq names its product P34 probable thiol protease-like. The coding region runs from base 132 to 521 and encodes 129 amino acids. The transcript has 2 exons. The record is from RefSeq and is a predicted model, not a curated record. Lineage: Eukaryota; Viridiplantae; Streptophyta; Magnoliopsida; Fabales; Fabaceae.
CUCAGCUUCCGGCGAAAUCCACCUUCAAUACCAUCCGAUCGGGUCACAGUCGGCUUUGGUUUUUCUGAGAGCAGAAAUUUGAUUGAGUUACUGGGUUUUGGUUUCUAGCUGUGGUUACUGAUUCAAUCGCCAUGAGUUUUAACUCCGGAAAGGGAAAUACUCCCGCAGGGUCCUCAGGGGCUAGUGUGGCUGAUGAUGAGCCUAAUGAGUAUUCCAUUUUGAAUCUAGAUCUGGACAAGUUCACUUCUGAAGAAGAAGUCUCCCGUCUAUUUCAAAUGUGGAAGAAGGAGAUGAAACGAGAGUAUCAAACCCAAGAAGAGGAGUCACAAAAGUUUGAGGUUUUCAAAAGUAAUUUGAAGUAUAUCAAGGAGAAAAAUGCAAAAAGAGAGUCACCCAAUGACUGCAAGUUGGGUUUGAACCAAUUUUCAGAUAUGAGUUAUGAAGAGUUCAGCAAAACUUACUUGCAUGAGACAGAUGCACCCCCUUCUUGGGGAGCUGUAACUCACGUAAUAAGGCGCUAAUAAAUAAACCCAAGGAUCACAUGUUGGACGUUUGUAAGUCUUGUACACUUCUAGUGUAUGUGUUUUAUGUAAAGAAAUGGCAAAUGAUUUGCCUUUGAAAUAAAGAUUGUGCGUUUUCAUUA